Oreochromis niloticus (Nile tilapia) is the source of this 7306-nucleotide messenger RNA. It is a transcript of the gene plcl2, whose product is annotated as phospholipase C like 2. The record is from RefSeq and is a predicted model, not a curated record. Gene Ontology annotation, biological process: gamma-aminobutyric acid signaling pathway; release of sequestered calcium ion into cytosol; phosphatidylinositol metabolic process. The transcript has 6 exons. Bases 220 to 3549 code for a protein of 1109 amino acids. NCBI's taxonomy places the organism in Eukaryota, Metazoa, Chordata, Actinopteri, Cichliformes, Cichlidae. Gene Ontology annotation, molecular function: phosphatidylinositol-4,5-bisphosphate phospholipase C activity.
AGCACAAUGCACGGAGAAAACCCCUCUCUCUGUAGGAACCUGUCAGCUAUCUGCACCGAGAGAUGAUACGGCGUGAUUUGGUGUAAAUGUUACAUCGAGGCAAUAGGCCAGGCAGGAAAUUGGGAGUACGGCUGAAACAUACGGCUUUGUUACCCAGCAGCUCGUCAGCUUGUGUGUGUGUGAGAGAGAAGGGAGCGUGUGUGUGUGCUCGAAGUGCCUAUGGCGGAGUUUGGAGAGGACGGCAGCCUGCCUCCAUUGAAUCCCGAGGAUACUGCCGUGCCCAGCGACAAGGCAGCUGGUAAGACGCAUUGCGAAGUGUCGGUCUUGAAUGGAGACUGUGGGAUAUCUGAAAAUAUGGUCGGCUCGGGAUCCCUCGUCGCACCUGGCAGUCAAACCGGGGUGGACAACGCCAACACCUCUGCCGGUCUGGACACCAAAUCUGAAAUACCACGCAGGAGCAGCAUUAUCAAGGAUGGAAAACAGCGGAAGGAAAGAAAGAAGACUGUCUCAUUCAGCAGCAUGCCCACUGAGAAGAAGAUUAGUAGUGCAAGUGAUUGCAUCAGUGCCAUGGUGGAUGGCUCUGAGCUCAAAAAAGUGCGAUCCAAUUCGCGCAUUUACCAUCGCUACUUUCUCCUUGAUGCCGACAUGCAGUCUUUGAGAUGGGAGCCUUCAAAGAAGGAAAUAGACAAGGCAAAAAUCGAUGUAAAAUCUAUCAAAGAGGUUCGGACAGGCAAAAACACAGAUACUUUUAGAACUAAUGGAACCUAUGAUCAGAUAUCAGAGGACUGUGCUUUCUCUGUCAUUUUUGGGGAGAACUAUGAGUCCCUAGACUUGGUGGCGAACACUGCAGAUGUAGCCAACACGUGGGUCACAGGGCUGAGGUACCUGAUAUCCUAUGGGAAACAUACCUUAAAUAUGAUUGAGAGCAGUCAGAACAACAUGCGCUCAUCGUGGUUAGGUGAGCUUUUUGAUGAGGAGGAUACUACAAACAGCAAGCAACUUUCUAUAUGCACUGCUGUGCAGCUGGUCAAAAAGUUGAAUCCAGGACUCAAAAAUGUGAAAAUAGAAUUGAAAUUCAAGGAGCUGCAUAAAGUUAAGGACAAAUCAGGUUCGGAUGUGACAAAAGAGGAGUUCAUUGAAGUCUUUCACGAUCUUUGUACCAGACCAGAAAUAUAUUUUCUCUUUGUUCAGUUUUCCAGUAAUAAAGAAUUUCUUGAUACCAAGGACUUAAUGAUAUUUCUGGAGGCAGAACAGGGAAUGGCACAAGUCAGCGAAGAGACCAGCUUUGAGGUAAUUCAGAAUUAUGAGCAAUCGAAAGAAGGCCAGCUCAAAGGUUGGCUGUCUUUGGACGGAUUCUCUAACUAUCUUAUGUCCUCAGAGUGCCAUAUAUUUGACCCUGAACAUAAAUCAGUCUGCCAAGACAUGAACCAACCCUUGUCCCACUACUACAUCAAUGCAUCACACAACACCUAUCUGAUAGAAGAUCAGUUCAGAGGCCCCUCUGAUGUGACAGGCUAUAUCCGUGCUCUCAAGAUGGGCUGCCGCAGCGUAGAGCUGGAUGUGUGGGACGGACCUGAUAAUGAACCUGUAAUUUACACUGGUCACACAAUGACCUCACAGAUAGUUUUUCGCAGUGUCAUUGAUGUUAUUAACAAAUAUGCCUUUGUUGCCUCUGAGUUUCCAUUGAUACUGUGCUUAGAAAACCACUGCUCCUUGAAGCAACAGAGAGUCAUGUUCCAGCACCUAAAGAAAAUCCUUGGAGACAAGCUCCACCUAGAUCCUCCAAAACCUGAGGACUGUUACCUUCCGUCUCCUAAUGAACUGAAGGGGAAGAUCCUACUGAAGGGUAAGAAGUUGGGCACAAACUGCACUGCUUCAGAAGGUGAGGUGACAGAUGAGGAUGAGGGGGCAGAGAUGUCUCAAAGGAUGAGCAUUGAGACUGCUGAACAACAGACAGUUGCACUCAAGAAAUUUCAGCUGUCCAAGGACCUCUCUGAUCUGGUGACUUUGUGCAAGUCUGUGGAGUUCAAAGACUUCCCAACAUCUUUCCAGAAACAAAAGCAUUGGGAGCUGUGCUCUUUCAAUGAAGUCUUUGCCAGUCGCUGUGCUAGUGAAUUCCCAGGUGACUUUGUUAACUAUAACAAGAAGUUCCUAGCACGGGUUUACCCUAGUCCCAUGCGGAUUGACUCCAGCAACAUGAAUCCACAAGAUUUCUGGAAGUGUGGCUGUCAGAUUGUAGCAAUGAACUACCAGACUCCUGGCCUGAUGAUGGAUUUAAACAUUGGCUGGUUCCGUCAGAAUGGGAACUGUGGCUAUGUUCUGCGUCCAGCGAUCAUGAGGGAGCAGGUUUCAUAUUUCAGCGCCAACACUAAAGAUUCAGUGCCUGGUGUUUCUCCACAGCUCUUGCACAUCAAGAUUAUCAGUGGACAAAACUUCCCAAAACCCAAAGGCUCAGGUGCCAAAGGAGACGUAGUAGAUCCCUACGUGUAUGUCGAAAUACACGGCAUUCCCGCCGACUGCGCUGAGCAAAGGACUAAAACGGUCAACCAAAACGGGGACAACCCUCUGUUUGACGAGAGCUUCGAGUUUCAGAUAAACCUCCCUGAACUUGCAAUGGUGCGCUUUGUAGUGCUGGAUGACGACUAUAUCGGCGAUGAGUUUAUCGGUCAAUACACAAUCCCGUUUGAGUGUCUGCAGCCAGGUUUCCGCCAUGUUCCGCUGCAGUCUCUGACAGGGGAAGUCCUGCCACAUACCUUAUUGUUUGUUCAUGUGGCAAUAACCAAUCGAAGAGGAGGCGGCAAACCUCACAAAAGGGGGCUGUCUGUACGAAAAGGCAAGAGGAGUAGAGAGUAUGCAAGCAUGAGGGUGCUAUUGAUCAAAGCUCUGGAUGAUGUCUUCAAAACAGCCAUUCAGCCACUGAGAGAGGCAACAGACCUCAGAGAAAACAUGCAGAAUGCCAUAGCGUCCUUUAAAGAGCUGUGCGGCCUUUCAGCGGUGGCUAACCUGAAGCAGUGCAUCUUGGCCCUUUCCCCUCGACUGACUGGGCCUGACAAUAACCCCCUUCUGGUGUUCAACCUCACUGAGCAGUACCCCAACUUAGAGCCUCAAGGCCUGCUACCGGAGGUCCUAAAGAAAGUCGUUACCACAUAUGACAUGGUAAUCCAGACCAGCAAGGCGCUGCUAGAGAGCUCAGAGGGGGUGUACGAGAGAAUCCUCCAAACCCAAAAAGCAGCUAUGGAAUUUCACGAGAACCUCCACGACCUGGCUGUGAAGGAAGGCUUGAAAGGCAGAAAGCUGCACAAGGCUGUGGAGAGCUUCACGUGGAACAUCACCAUUCUCAAGGGCCAGGCGGAUCUACUGAAGCACGCCCGAAGCGAAGUCCAGGAGAACCUCAAGCAGAUCCACUAUGCCGCGCUCACCUGUAAACUGACUAAAGGUAGCGCAGUGAGCGGUUCCUUCGGCUCCUCUGAGUCCAAGAGCAGAUGCAGCCUCGAGGCCAUCCCUGAGAAGGCCAUGGCGGAGGAAGAGCUGACGGAUGAGGACAACUAAAGACCCGCACACCUGACGCCCACACCUCCACUCUGUUCCUGCCCCCUGAGCUCAAAACCCAAAGCUUGCUUUCACUCCUUUGGUCCUUCACCAGUCCGUGUCUUUACCCAGACACUGCUCUGUGCACGCUAGUGUUUCUUCACAUUCCAUCACAAACAUUCCUGCAUCCCAAGCGCAGCUUUAACCUCUCCAACUUCUGCCAUCAGUAAAAUGCUGCUGCUUUUCCAGGCACGGGCUCAGUUCACCGAACAGUUUCACUGCAAGUUUAUUCAAGUCUAGAAAACUGGUAAAUUACUAAUGAAGCAUUUGCUACACAUGUGCCACCAAACCUUCCCAGUCAUCAAGCUCAGAUCUCUACAUCCUCCACCCCACUGCACAAGUUUGCUGCCAUUCCUCUGACCCCAACUCUUCUCCUGAUUGAACCAGGAGAGAUGAGUGAACUACCAGCCACGAGACUGUUUAAGACAUUCAGCUACUGUUUGGAGACAGUGCACUUCUACUCAGCAGAACAGGUGUUAAGAAAAGAUAUGAAGGAAAAAAAGCCGCGGAUUGUUUUAAGAGAUUUCCUAAAGCACAAUUUUCUGGAUUUACUGUAUGAAUGUAACGGGACAGGAGGAACAACAAGCCGACGGAAGAAGUCAAUAAAUGGUAGACGAACACAUGUGAAUGGGAGUAAAGAGCUGUUUACAAUACUGAACCAUGUUUUUGUCUGCCAAAACAGUAUACUAUAUGUAUAUAUGGAGUUUUCUGUUACCUUUUUUUCUGCAGAGUGCAUCAUUUUAUUAUUGUACACUUGGAAAUACAAGAUUUAUUUUAUAAAAGAUAUAUGAAUAUGUCUGUGGAAAUACAAAGUUUUAUUUGUCUGUGGACAUCUGGUAACGAGGUUUAUCACGAGAAGUGACCCGAGUUUUCCCGGCGGAGCGCUCCAACAAGUCGAGGCAGAAGGAUGAAUAAGAGAAUGUAUUCAUACAGUUUCUUUGGUGCAAACAACAACAAAGUCUCAAAAUUCUGAACCAGCAACUGCACGGAAGAAACCGGUGACUGGACGUUAAUGCACUCAACAGCUCGCAGUUUUAAUCACAUUUUAGCAUUUCAUGGGGGAAUAUCUUGGGCUUUUAUUUUUGGAGCGUGCUCCUCCCACACGAGUGCUGAAACCUGUAAUAAAUAUUAAAAAGAUUAGAGAUUUCUUCCAAGAAAAAAAAAGCCCAACCAAUUCCACAGAUAUUCAAAAUAAACCAAAUGAGAAAUCUGUUCUGGCUGUGGGAAAAAAAGAAACCUCAUCAGCCUGUUUUCUUGUAAUUACUUGGUUUUGCUGAGCAGAAUCAUUGAAUAGAUCCUACAGGGACUCAUCUCAAGGCUUCAAACACUGCCGCUCUCUAAGACAGCUGAAGACAUGCGCACCAUACGCACCUUUGGCCUCUGUCUUGGUGCAAAGGUCACAGUAAUAUUAAAUGGAUUUUCAAUGGUUUUGAAAACAACAACCAAAUAAAAAUAAUUAACAAAGAACCGAAUUAAAUAGAACAAAUUAUUGACCCCCAAAAAAGUGCUGGAUGAGCCUUAAUCUUAUUACACCUACUAUUUUUAACAGACGAAAACAACCACAAGUCAAAACCAGUGUUCAACAAACCGUGAUAAUCAUCAACCAUUACACAGUCCACAACAGCGCUUUCCCCAUUUGUUUAAGAAAACCCAAAGCUAGCGAUUGAUCCCAUCGUCAUUAGAAGCGUUUACGUUAUUCAGAAAGCGAAGAAGUCGGUAUUUUACCAGAGAUUCCCCUACCGUCAGAGGUUUUUUGCACCCAGAGUCAUCGCCCCCCUGCUGGCCAUGAAAGAAUACAAGUUUAAGGCACAUUAGCUUCUCUUUUAAGACCUGGAAGCCGCAUCCAUCUUUUAUACUUUCCAUGUUUGAGAUGCUGAGAGAAACUCAAGUGCACUUGGUGCCUGGAAGGUCUGGGUAGGAGAGAGUAAUGUUGGCCAAGGUGCAGGGAAACCAUUGUGAGUACACGUUAAGUCACAAGUUUUAGUUGCGUUUGUUCAAUACUAAAUACUGAUUGGCUAUAUUUAUAAAACCCUGCAAACUGAAAUUUUAACCUGUGCAUUUACUUGUAACACCAGGUCCUCCACAAACCUUUAGUUGAAAGUAAAACCUGUCUUGUUAUUGCAGUACCCCGGUGCACCAUGGCAGAGGUGCCACAGGACUCCUUGUGUGUCUGAGACGUUAGCAGCUUUGAUAAGAAUGGCAGUAUUUGACACCACGGGUAUGAGAACACGCUGCACUCACUUUGUAUGGGAAGUACAAAAACAAAAGGCUAUGGAUUCAGUUUACGCCACAAAGAUGUUUCCCUGAAAUGCUUCAUUUUGCAUAGCACCACUUGUCCACUUUUAAGUUCUCACAUGACGAAAAACUGUAUCAGACAGCUCAAGCAGUUUCUGUCUGUGAUUAACAGCACUUUGACAACCCUUUGUAAGAAUAUAAACUCAGGUCUGAAGAGAUGGCAGAGAAGGACACCGACUUCAAAGUAAUAAAAGCUUCAUAACCAUUCCUGGUGACAGAGCAGCAAUCGAGCCACAGUUACUCUUUGAUUAAACUGUGCCUCGUUACUGCUAACUAAAACCAAGUGCAAGCAGGGACUGAGAAAAGGGUGUUGUCUUUAAACAUGACUUUACUGUUACGUUCCUCCAUUGACGAGCCGGCUUGCUUUUCAUUUGUCCCUCCAAUAUUAUCUCUAUUUAUAAUGUCACAAUAGUAAAGUAGAUAUUUUUAAUUACUGGACAAAGGAGGCCUAGAAAAUGAUGUAAAAUGCAUCUGACAUUUCAGAGCCUUUAAAAGGAGGCCGGUUAUCCUCGUCUUUCAUAUAUACAUUAAAAAUAGUGGAUGUUCAUAUUUAACAUGGCCAGUUUCAAAUAUGGAGAUCAGCCUUUGUGUGAGUGACCUCUGUGGGCCUCCUGCUAUCCAACUGUGAGAGCGGAUAUCCCUAAUGUGGUCACCUGAGGUGCACAGAAGCCCCACCCACCAAUUUAAAUGAUUUGUUCAUGAGGGGCAGCCAAUCAAGAGAAUCUGGUUUAGAUCAGACAGAUGAUGACCUGAGGGACGGCGCCGAGGAUUAUUCUGAAAGCUACUCUACACGAGUCCAACAAUAAUGUGUUGGACCACAGAAGGUCUCCUUUUGAAAAUUUUCAAUAGGAGUAUCUAUUUGUUGCCUUAUGGGCAGAGCUUAAUGAUCUGUGGAGAGUACAAAUUAAGUCAGUGCGACUUUGACACUGGUGUUGCGAUUUAGGAAGAUCCAGGAUCAUAAAUCGAUAAAGCGAUAAGGCUGAAACCUUAAAAGUUUAACUUUGUGACUCUGCUCACCAGCUGCCCAUCUUUUACACUCAGCAAACAUCACUUGGGUUGUGGCACGAUUUUUCUUUUAAAACAGGGUGGAAGCCCUUUUCAAACAAGCCGAACAUUAAUAUCUUUGUCCACAGAAUAAAAAUGAUUUAACUGCUAGCUGUCAGUGUAGCCAAACACAUCCAUAAAUGUCUGCAUCCUUUUUCAAAUUCUUCCUCGUUGCUCAUGAUGAUGUGCGUUUUUUUCUUUUCUUUUUUUUUUAAAAUGCUGUCCACACUUCCUGCAGAUCAUGAACCCACAACAAGACGUCAGUGCUGUGCCAGUUGGCGUAUUACAGUUGUUGUUGAGAGCAUUUCAGCUGUAUUUCAAGUCUGUUUACCUGUCAAAUAAAAAAGAAAAUGAACUCAAUAAACAUUGUUGGAUAGAU